Messenger RNA from Phycodurus eques (leafy seadragon), 549 nucleotides. It is a transcript of the gene dpm2, whose product is annotated as dolichyl-phosphate mannosyltransferase subunit 2, regulatory. Bases 62 to 313 code for a protein of 83 amino acids. The transcript has 4 exons. Gene Ontology annotation, molecular function: enzyme regulator activity. NCBI's taxonomy places the organism in Eukaryota, Metazoa, Chordata, Actinopteri, Syngnathiformes, Syngnathidae. The record is from RefSeq and is a predicted model, not a curated record. Gene Ontology annotation, biological process: GPI anchor biosynthetic process. Gene Ontology annotation, cellular component: endoplasmic reticulum membrane; dolichol-phosphate-mannose synthase complex.
GCCGGAUUCGCGAGGAAGAUGAAGAAGACGACCAGGAAACGAAGCGUCAGCAACCCGGAAAAUGGCUACCGGAGUGGACCAGGUAGCAGGCACGAGUCUCAUCCUCUUCAGCCUCACGCUGUUUACGUACUAUUCUAUCUGGGUCGUCGCUCUGCCUUUCAUGGACGGCGGUCACGUAUUGCACAAGUAUUUUCUCCCACGGGAAUACACAGUCAUUCUGCCCGGCAUUGCGGCAGUACUGCUGCUCCUUUGCGUAGGGGCCUUCACCGCCGUCGUCCUUUGGAAGAAUCAGAGACCCAAAAAAGUGAACUAAUCUGAAGACGGAACUGCUGUUGGUUAACUAUAGUUUUUUUCCUCCUCCUCCUCCGCCAGUAGUUCCUUAAUAGAUGACUCACCGAUACAUAUUUUUGUUAAAUAAAUGUUUAAAAAAAACAACUCGAAACUGAGUUUCAAGGUGCUUUUAUUUUUCACUCUAUUUUAAUGUUGGCCGUUAGGUUGGUACUUGGGGAGCUAAAUCUUUUUUUCAGGAGGUCCUGAUCGAAGUCACGA